AUGUCUCAAAAGGCCGACUUGGUGAUCCAGUUUGUGGCCACAACGGCCUCAAAGUCAAAGGAUGACAAGCGCAACAAGGCCCAGAGCGCGCUCAACGAAUAUAAUGAGCUCCUGAACACGCUGCAUAACGCAGGUCUCCUAGCUGCCGGAAAGCAAGGCAGCACAAAUCGAGAGAUUCUCAUCGUUGUCUCGUGUCCCUGGGAUAAACUUAGAGAACUCAUCGAAACCGAACGACACACAGACUUUCUUCACGGACUUCUUACAAACGCCUAUCAUGGCGAAGAACGCGAUUUUGCAGCCUCACCCCUCAGUCCAGCAGACCGCGUUCGCCUCGUGCACACGUACGUGACCUCUGCGACUAGUCAAGGAGGCCUGGGUAUUACCUCCGGUAACAAGGACAAGUGGCCAAGCGUCCAGAGCGUGUUCGCUCUUCAUGACAGGACCUUCAACCAUACAUGGCUUGACAGCUGGACGAAACGUCAACUGGGCUUCACGAUGAAAGCCUCCGAACUUGACGUUGUCAAAAAUCAGUUUGGAGAAUCCGUCGCGCUCUACUAUGCCUUUCUCUCCUCCUACUCCCAGGCCCUCGUCUUCCCAGCGCUCAUCGGAGUCACCUUUUGGAAGUUUGAGAAGCCAUAUAGCCCAAUCUACUCCAUUCUGAUCGUCCUUUGGUCGGUCUUGUUUGUCGAGUGGUGGCGUAUUCGCGAGCGCAAGCUCAGCGUCCGUUGGGGAACGCGCGGGGCGGCUCGUGUCGAGAAGCGUCGUGUCGAAUUCAAGCCAGUAAAAUCUACGGGGAAUGACGAAGAUGAAAGCUUCCCUUGGUGGAAGCGUGAGUUUAGGGUUCUCACCUCACUCCCCGUCAUCGGAACCGCUGCGGUCAUGCUUGCCGUUCUCCUCACGGGAAUCUUUAUCCUCGAAGCAUUCGUGACCCAGCUUUAUACUGGACCCGGUCACCAGUAUGCAUCAUUGGUUCCGACGAUCCUGUUUGCAGCUCUGGUUCCACAAUUCCUUGCCGUCUAUCAAAAAUUCGCCGUUGCGUUGACCGAUUGGGAAAACCACGCCCACCAAUCCUCACAUGAUGCCAGCCUGACGAUCAAAACCUUUGCACUUUCCUCAAUUGUUGCAUACCUCGGUCUCUCCCUCAGUGCAUUCGUCUAUGUUCCAUUCGGCGAGUAUCUGAUGACUCUGGUUCAUACGAUGAUCUUUGCGGAAAGCACGAAGCCAGACGAUAACAAGGCGGACGCAAAAAUACACGACAAAGCGUCCAAACUGGCUCCGGCUUCGGCGCAAACGGCGGAACAUAUCUCAGGCAAGCUUAAUGCUUCUCGCCUACAGAACCAGAUGUUCGCCUACACUGUUACCAACCAGAUUAUCAACUCAUUCAUCGAAGUUGUGCUUCCAUUCAUCACCCGUGGAGUUAGCAACGCUCGGAAUGGAAAAGGCCUCCAUAUGGGAACUCCAAAAGCUGAGAAGGACGACCCGACCGGUGAAAAACAGUUUAUCAGCGAUAUCAAGUACCAAGCCUCGUUACCUGAAUAUUCCAUUUUCGUCGACUAUUCCGAGAUGGUGACCCAAUUUGGUUAUGUUGCUCUCUACUCGACGAUUUGGCCGCUCGCACCAGCCAUGGCUCUCAUCAACGAUUGGCUUGAGCUUCGUUCAGACGCAUUCAAAAUGACGACACACACUCGCCGGCCCGUCCCAACUCGCGUUGAUACGAUUGGUCCGUGGCUAGAGAACUUGAGCUUCAUUGCGUGGCUUGCAGCUCUCAUUAACAGUGCCCUGGUGUACCUCUUCCGGCCCUCGGAGUCCAAAGGAUUCUUCCAUUCCAUCUUUCAUCAGCACCACACUGUGUCUUCUGGGGGUCCACUUGAAACACUCGAGACAUCUAUCGUGCCUGCCAUUUUGAUUGCUCUCUCCGCUUCACAUGGCUACAUCAUUCUUCGUGCUGUUACCAGACACAUUCUGGAGCGUGCGUUGUGGAAAGGAUGCCCUGAAGCAAAGGAGGGAGAGCAGAAGGAACGCAUAGUCAAGCAAAAGUACCUCCAAAACGCAACGAGUACGCUAAGCUCCUCGGGUCAACGAGAAAAGCGCGAAGUUAGUGCGGAUGGCUUGCUCUGGCAAGAGGAUGGAAAGGCAGAGCUCGAGAAAUGGAUCAAGACUGAGUGA
Molecule: messenger RNA, 2166 nt
Organism: Serendipita indica DSM 11827
Lineage: Eukaryota; Fungi; Basidiomycota; Agaricomycetes; Sebacinales; Serendipitaceae
Source: the annotation of a GenBank genome assembly